CCAGAUGUGGCCAUAAGGUGUCAGUAUUUCUGUUCCUCUUCAAGGAGCUCUCUGUUCCUCUUCUUCUUGCGUUGCGGCUCUUGUGAUGUGCGCCUGCGCGCAGAGUAAUUCGACCCACAAACCCGGAUGCAACCAACGCCUAGUCUGUCGGUAGAAAGAAGAUGCAGACUAUAAAAUGUGUGGUGGUAGGAGACGGUGCAGUUGGAAAGACCUGCUUACUGAUCUCCUACACAACCAACAAGUUCCCUUCAGAAUAUGUGCCAACAGUGUUUGACAAUUAUGCAGUGACAGUGAUGAUCGGAGGAGAACCUUACACACUCGGUCUCUUCGACACAGCAGGUCAGGAAGAUUAUGACAGGCUGCGUCCUCUCAGCUACCCACAAACAGACGUCUUUCUUGUAUGUUUCUCAGUUGUUUCUCCAUCGUCAUUCGAAAACGUUAAAGAGAAGUGGGUGCCUGAGAUUUCUCACCACUGUCCAAACACACCUUUUCUAUUGGUGGGCACACAAGUAGACCUGCGGGAUGACACGAACACCGUUGAGAAGCUGGCAAAGAACAAACAGCGUCCCCUUUACCCCGAGAGCGGCGAGAAGCUGUCACGUGAGCUCCGAGCCGUCAAAUAUGUGGAGUGCUCUGCACUCACGCAGCGAGGACUUAAGAAUGUAUUUGACGAGGCCAUACUGGCAGCGCUGGAACCUCCUGAGACCAAAACUAAGAAGAGGUGUGUGCUGCUAUAAAAGAACGUCAGCAAUGAGGGAUGUCAUGGUGUGAGAGAGUUGUGGUAUUAUUCAACAGAUCAAUGAAUUAAAAAAGAAAAAAAAAGGACAAAACCAAAGGGGAUGAGAAGUCUAGUGCCAUUAAGAUUUAUUGUAAUACAUGUUUAAUGAUUGUGCCUUUUAAAGAAACUGAGGCUAAAGUCGCAAAACCUUUCAACAUGCAAUAAGUGCCAGAGUUUAUUUCUGAAAACCUUUAAAAACUACUGUAUUUUUUUAUUCUGUGUCCCCUCGUAUUCUCUCAUAGCUCUAUGCUCUUUUUUAAAUAUUCAUUAAAAGUGGCCUUUUGACUUUGUGUCUGAGUAAAAGCAAUUUGGGGACACUUAAGUAAUAGAUUAAUUUAAGGAA
Molecule: messenger RNA, 1121 nt
Organism: Austrofundulus limnaeus
Lineage: Eukaryota; Metazoa; Chordata; Actinopteri; Cyprinodontiformes; Rivulidae
Gene: cdc42l
Product: cell division cycle 42, like
Exons: 6
Coding region: 162-737 (191 amino acids)
Biological process (GO): small GTPase-mediated signal transduction
Molecular function (GO): GTP binding; GTPase activity
Source: RefSeq, a predicted model, not a curated record